Molecule: messenger RNA, 1227 nt
Organism: Arachis duranensis
Lineage: Eukaryota; Viridiplantae; Streptophyta; Magnoliopsida; Fabales; Fabaceae
Product: CASP-like protein 4A3
Exons: 3
Coding region: 1-1011 (336 amino acids)
Source: RefSeq, a predicted model, not a curated record
AUGAGCGAAAAAGAAAGCUUAGCCUAUCCCGACGCCAAAAAGGAGGUCGCAGAAAAAGUAGAAGAAAAAGAAUCAAAUAGAAUGGAAAAAGAAGUAGAAGCAGUAGCAUCAGACUCAGUUUCAAACCAAAACCAAAACAGUAACAAUGAAAAUCAACACCAAAACCCACUCACCGAACCUUCAUCUUCAACCAUCACUUUCCACUCUCCUUCUCCUCCUUCCUCUUCACUACGAACCCGCAAAUCCCCUUCGCCUCCGCUUCACUCCAUCUCCGACUCUUCGAUUUCCUCCCUCCGCGACGAAGCCACUCCAAUCGAAGACCAAAGGUUCCCACCUGUGCCGGCGCCGGUGCCGGUUGUGGUGGCUCAUCGGUUCCAGGUGGAGCCUAACGUGGUCACCAGGGUAGAUCCCGGAGCGGAAGAGGGUUUCAUCGGCGUCAAUGAUGUCAAACAAGCCUCCGCAGGUGAUGGCGGUGGCAACGGCGGCGGAGGCGGCGGAACUAAUCGGCGGUUGAGACCAGAUGUGAUGAGUAUGUUGAGGUCUAAGAAAAUAGCGAUGUGGAACAAAGUUCUGCUGAGUCUUCGAAUCGCCACUUUUGCAUCCUGUUUGAUGUCUCUCUCAGUACUGGCUGCCGAUAAGCGAAAGGGCUGGGCACAGGACUCUUUCUAUAGAUACAAGGAAUUCAGGUACAGCUUGUCAGUGAAUGCUAUUGGGUUUAUGUAUUCCGUAUUGCAGAUAUGUGAUCUAGUGAAGUACAUUUUCACAAGAAAGCACAUUGUGGAGCACCAGCUGAGGGCUUUAUUCAGUUUUGUAAUGGAUCAGAUCUUGACAUAUCUUCUAAUGUCGGCAUCAUCAUCGGCUGCCACUAGAGCUUAUGACUGGGAGUCCAAUUGGGGUAAGGAUAAAUUCCCGGACAUGGCAAAUGCAUCUGUGGUUUUGUCCUUCGUGGCCUUUGUGGCCUUCGCCUUCACCUCACUUGUAUCAGGUUCUAUCCUUUGUAGGUUUAGAUAGUUUAUGCAGUUUUUCUCUGCUUCACAGUCUCCUGUUAGCCUAUCCUAUCAUGUGUACAUUCCGGUAGUUUAUGCAACUCUUAGUUGCUAUGGUGUUCUUUCCCUUCAAACAAUCUUGCAUCAGGUUCCAUCCUAGUAGUUUCAGAUAGCUUUACAAACAUUAUGCAAUAUUGUAUAUAAAUAUGUGGGUUGGUUGUUGUUAUAUCAGUUUUGGAAA